Daucus carota subsp. sativus is the source of this 1025-nucleotide messenger RNA. Its product is annotated as deSI-like protein At4g17486. Lineage: Eukaryota; Viridiplantae; Streptophyta; Magnoliopsida; Apiales; Apiaceae. Gene Ontology annotation, molecular function: deubiquitinase activity. Gene Ontology annotation, biological process: protein deubiquitination. The transcript is spliced from 5 exons. The coding region runs from base 191 to 865 and encodes 224 amino acids. The record is from RefSeq and is a predicted model, not a curated record.
AAAACAAAAAUAUACAUACAUACAAUAAUUCCCUCUGUCUCUCUUCUGACACCAAAGCAUUCCAGAAUUGAACUCAAUUAUAUUUGGUCGGGGGGAUUAAGGAGUGGGUUUAAUAGAUUUUGAGGUUGUAUUUGUGUGAAGGAUAUUGUUAUUGAGAGUUGGGGGAAGGGUGUGUGUGUGUGUGUACACUAUGCGUUUGUUUCCGUCCAGCUCGUCUAGGGAGCAGAAGCAGAAUGGAGGAAGCAAUCGUGCUCCUUUGUAUCUUAAUGUAUAUGAUCUUACUCCGAUUAACAAUUACCUUUAUUGGGUCGGCCUUGGAAUUUUCCACUCUGGUAUCGAAGUACAUGGUUUAGAGUAUGGAUUUGGAGCCCAUGAAUAUUCAUCUAGCGGGGUGUUUGAGGUAGAACCCAAAAGUUGUCCAGGUUUCAUUUUCAGGCGUUCAGUACUUUUGGGCACCACUGAUAUGUCUCAUUCAGAGUUCCGGUCAUUUAUGGAGAACCUCUCCGGAAAAUUUCACGGUGACACAUAUCAUUUGAUUGCGAAGAACUGCAACCAUUUUACGAACGAAGUGUGUUUGCGUCUCACUGGAAAGGGUAUCCCAGGGUGGGUUAAUCGGCUUGCCAAAUUAGGUUCUUGUUGCAACUGUCUACUGCCAGAAAGUAUUCAGGUCACAGCAGUGCCAGUCAGACAUCUGCCUGAUCAUCAAGUAUAUUCUGAUACAGAUGAUGCGUCGGAUUCUGGUGGAUCGUUUUUAUCAGUAGAGACUGUAGAGGAGGAUUCAGAUCACCACCUAUUCACUACACCAAAUAGUGAUAUGGCAUUUUUGAAAGACAAACCGGUGAGGGUAGCGAAGGAGCUACAUUAAUUUAUAUUUUCUUCCAUCCAAUGUAUCUGACUUUCGUUUGGAUGCUGCUUGUAUCUAAUGUAUUGUUUACGAGUGUUCUAGUAAUAACAUAUCCAUUGUAGUAUUCAAGUGCCUAAUUGUUGUUUCCUUGUACUAUUUGAAUGCCAGAAAAGUUGGUCUA